AGGCCGUAGGCAGUUACUGAUUUGUAACGCUCUCUUUUCCCUCUCCGUUUUUUGUCUUCUCCAUCUCUCUCAACUAAUUAAUUCUUUUUCUCUCUCACUAAUUUCUCAGCUCCAUGGAGACUUGAUAACUGAUUAUACACACACAAUUCACACACACACAAACAUAAAUAGAGAGAGAGAGUUAGAGAAAGAAGAGGAGUACGAUACCAUGGCGUUGAAGAAAAACCUGUCUCUGUUUUCUUUGGUGCUGCUGCUGCUUCUUGCUGGAGCUCUGGCUCGACUUCACAAAAAUCAAACGCACAACUUGAGUGUUGGUGAGAAAGAAAAGUUGCAGAGGUCGCAGAACUUAACAAUGGCGGACGAGUCGAAUGGGAGUAAUGAAAAGGCUUUGAAUGAGCAUGCGGUGGAUGAUCCUGAUGAAGUUGCGAGAAUCGUACAAAUGGCAAUUAGCAGCAACAGCACAGAGCAUCGUCGAGGCCGCGACCUAGGAUUCCUCUCUUGCUCGACCGGCAACCCAAUCGACGACUGCUGGCGCUGCGACUCCAACUGGCAGCGCAACCGCAAGCGCCUCGCGGACUGCGGCAUCGGCUUCGGCCGCGGCGCCAUCGGCGGCCGCGACGGCCGCUUCUACGUGGUGACCGACCCCACCGACCACGACCCCGUCAACCCCCGCCCCGGCACCCUCCGCCACGCCGCCAUCCAAGACGAGCCCCUCUGGAUCGUCUUCAAGCGCGACAUGACCAUCACCCUCGAGCAGGAACUCAUCGUCAACAGCUUCAAGACCAUCGACGCGCGCGGCGCCAACGUCCACAUCGCCAACGGCGCCUGCAUCACCGUGCAGUUCGUCACCAACGUCAUCAUCCACGGCCUCCACAUCCACGACUGCAAGCCCACGGGAAAUGCCAUGGUCCGAAGCUCACCGAGCCAUUACGGGUGGAGGACGAUGGCGGAUGGGGACGGGAUCUCGAUUUUCGGGUCGAGCCAUAUUUGGGUCGACCACAACUCGCUCUCGAAUUGCGCGGACGGGCUCGUGGAUGCGGUCAUGGGCUCCACGGCCAUCACCAUCUCAAAUAACUACUUCACGCACCACAACGAGGUUAUGCUGUUGGGUCAUAGCGAUAGUUACAUGAGGGAUAAGCAGAUGCAGGUGACGAUUGCGUUCAAUCAUUUCGGAGAGGGGCUCAUUCAGAGGAUGCCGAGGUGUAGGCACGGAUACUUUCAUGUUGUUAAUAAUGACUACACGCACUGGGAGAUGUACGCCAUUGGAGGGAGUGCCGAACCAACCAUCAAUAGCCAGGGGAAUAGAUAUCUUGCUCCACUCAAUCCUUUUGCCAAGGAGGUGACAAAGAGAGUUGACACGCCCGACAACCAGUGGAAGGGAUGGAAUUGGAGGUCCGAGGGUGAUCUCUUGCUCAACGGUGCUUAUUUCACGUCUUCCGGAGCUGGGGCUGCAGCAAGUUACGCUAGAGCCUCAAGUCUAGGAGCAAAGCCCUCUUCCAUGGUUGCAUCUAUUACUUCUGGAGCUGGGGCCCUCCCUUGCCGUAGGGGCCGUCGCUGCUAACAGCAACAACAACAACAAAAACACCUCUUGAGCCUUCUUUCUUUCUUUUACAUUUUUUUCUUUUUUAGUUUUUCUUUUUUCUCUUUCCCCUGCUACUCUUAGUUUACUGGCUGCUACUGCUGUAGUCUAUAUAAGGAUUUGUCUCAUACCCCAUUUUACAUCUACUGUUGUUUGCUAGUUGUCCUACCUUUCCCCUUCAGUUCACAUUGACAAGUGUACAUUUUUUACACAUGUCUAAUAUUCUCCAAAUUGCAAAUCAGGAACAGGGUACAGAUGGCAUUGUUCAAAUACUACUCCCCCCCACAUUGGCCCUUGUUCCCAGUUUAUAGGAAUUAAGUGAUAUUGUAAUUUUCUUUCUGCUUAUUUCCUCGACUAAUACAAGCUAUAUAGUGUGAAAGUCAACAACUUUUGUUGAGUUAUGAUGAAGAAAGUGAACUUCUGUGAUAGAUGAUGCACAGUAGCAAGGCUUGAUAUCAUUGCCUUCCCCUUUUUACGUUUUCUUUGUCUCUUUGGCGUUUAUCAUUGAAAUAGCAAUCUCUGUUGGGUUUUUUGAAUCAUACUUUCUUUGUUCAUAAUAUAAUUAUUACAUGUGUUAGAACAUGUCCCCAACUUCAUCUCUUUUUUGGGUGUC
This is a messenger RNA of Striga asiatica, 2192 nucleotides long. The record is from the annotation of a GenBank genome assembly. NCBI's taxonomy places the organism in Eukaryota, Viridiplantae, Streptophyta, Magnoliopsida, Lamiales, Orobanchaceae.